AUGCUUCUCCUCAACAUUUUCUCCGUGGCAUUUGCUGCGGCGGCAGUCCAAGCAUUACCCACGUUCGGCAAAUCCAGCGUUUUCGAGAAGGUUGCUGCUCCACCACCAGGUUGGGAAUUGGACGAGGAUGCCGUAUUCGACAAAGAUGUGUCGACGAUGAAGUUGAGAUUGCAUUUGAUUGCACAGAACAUGCCAGAAUUUCACAAGAUGGCCAUGGAUAUCGCUACCCCUGGACAUGCCCUUUAUGGACGUCAUCUUGACCAAACAGUGAUCAAUUCAAUGAUCGCACCAAAGACACAGUCGCGUGACCUUGUGCUACAAUGGCUGUCAACUGCAGGAUUGGCAAACCAAACAAGUGUCUCAGCACGUGGUGACUCUGUUAUUGUAGAAGCAAGUAUCAGCCAGAUUGAGGAACUUCUCCAAGCAGAGUACAACGCUUAUGUUCACACUGGUCUAUACGAGGGUGCUAUCCGAACUCUCGAAUACAGUCUCCCUGAUGCUUUGAAGGGCCACGUUGACAUUGUUCAACCAACAACCUUCUUUGGUCUCCGUGCAAUGCGUUCCGAAAUCAAGCAACAUAAGGAAUUUGACGAAAGUGUGCUCAAUGUUGAGGGUACCGAAGCUGUCACAGGUUGCAGUGGUAGCACCAUUACCCCAACAUGUCUUGCCAACCUUUACUCAUUCACCUCCGCCCCAGCUACAUUGAAAAGUGGGUCAAUUGGAAUUGCUGGAUUUUUGAAGCAAUGGCCAUCCAAGACAGAUUUGACCACCUUCAUGAACAGCUAUGCAUACUUCGCCAACAAGGCAUAUACUUACACCUGUACCCUUAUCAACGGAGGAACUUGCCCAUCAAGUGGCAGUGGUUACCCAGGUAUUGAAGCCAAUCUUGAUGUUCAAUAUGCUAGAGCCAUUACAUCAGAGAUUCCCAACGUCUACUACUCAACUGACGGAUCUCCUCCUAUCGUAGGCAGCGGUUCAAACACCAACGAACCUUACCUAGAAUUCCUUGACUCCCUCCUCGCUGCUACUACACUUCCACAAACCAUUUCCAUCUCCUACGGUGAUGAUGAAGACACUGUUCCCUUGAGCUACGCUGAUGAAGUUUGCAAUCUCUUCUCUCAACUUGGUGCUCGUGGUGUUUCCGUUCUCGUUGCAUCUGGAGAUUCUGGAGUAGGAACUACUUGCGUUACCACUGGAACUACCAAAGGUUUCACUACUAGUUUCCCAGCUUCUUGCCCAUGGGUGACUACUGUUGGUGGCACUACUGGUAACAGUCCUGAGGCAGCCUGGACUGAUGGUGGUGGAGGAUUCUCCUCUGUUUUCGGACAACCUUCCUACCAAACUACCGCUGUCAACAGUUGGCUCACAACCGACACCACCCACAGCGCAGUAACCAAAUACUUCAACGCGUCCGGUCGUGCCUACCCCGAUGUUUCAGCUCAAGCCACAAACUUCGUAAUAAUUGCCUCCGGCAGUGCCGAACUCGUCGAUGGUACCUCUUGCGCAACCCCAACCUUCAGUUCCGUAAUCCAACUCAUCAAUUCCAACCGUGUUGCCGCCGGUAAAGCCGGUCUUGGAUUCCUCAACCCAUGGUUGUACACAAGCGCCAAAUCCGCAUUGACCGACAUUACCACCGGUAAGAUUACCGGAUGUAGUGGUGUUAUUUCUGGUGCUGGUUUCUCGGCCGUUAAGGGUUGGGAUCCUGCAACUGGAUUGGGUACGCCUAACUACACUAAGUUGUUGGCAAUCAGUAAUACUACUUAA
Messenger RNA from Botrytis byssoidea, 1764 nucleotides. RefSeq lists its product as uncharacterized. Gene Ontology annotation, biological process: proteolysis. Gene Ontology annotation, molecular function: tripeptidyl-peptidase activity; serine-type endopeptidase activity. Bases 1 to 1764 code for a protein of 587 amino acids. The transcript has 6 exons. Lineage: Eukaryota; Fungi; Ascomycota; Leotiomycetes; Helotiales; Sclerotiniaceae. The record is from RefSeq and is a predicted model, not a curated record.